Gadus macrocephalus (Pacific cod) is the source of this 3432-nucleotide messenger RNA. It is a transcript of the gene ipo7, whose product is annotated as importin 7. Lineage: Eukaryota; Metazoa; Chordata; Actinopteri; Gadiformes; Gadidae. The coding region runs from base 122 to 3172 and encodes 1016 amino acids. The transcript is spliced from 25 exons. Gene Ontology annotation, cellular component: cytosol; nuclear envelope. The record is from RefSeq and is a predicted model, not a curated record. Gene Ontology annotation, molecular function: small GTPase binding. Gene Ontology annotation, biological process: protein import into nucleus.
GUACUUCAUGCACUUCUUCCUUUCGCGCCGGUAACUGGAGAGCCGUGCGUCCAUGUGCGCAGCGACUGGGAAUUGAACGACAACUGAAAACCAGAAUCCGAGCCACAACAGACUAUUCGCUAUGGAUCCAGAGUCUUUAAUCGAGGCCCUUCGGGGGACCAUGGACCCCAAUCUGCGUGAGGCUGCCGAGAGACAGCUGAACGAGGGACACACCCAGGUCAACUUUGUGUCUACUCUAUUACGAGUCACCAUGUCAGAUCAACUGGAUCUGAAUGUGAGGCAAGCAGGUGUGAUUUACCUUAAGAACAUGAUAACCCAGCAUUGGAGUGAGGGCGACAGCUCCUCCACCGAGCCCCCGGUCAAUAACAUCCCGGAGGAGGACCGGCAGUUCAUCCGAGACAACAUUGUGGAGGCCAUCAUCCACUCCCCAGAGCGCAUCAGAGUUCAACUGACGACAUGCAUACAUCACAUGAUCAAGCAUGACUACCCAGGGAAAUGGACAACCAUCGUAGACAAGAUUGGCUUCUACCUACAGUCUGACAACAGUGCAGGGUGGCUCGGAAUCCUGCUCUGCCUCUAUCAGUUGGUCAAGAACUACGAGUACAAGAAACCAGAUGAACGUCAGCCUCUGGUGGCAGCCAUGCACAUCUUUAUGCCCAUGCUGAAGGAUCGCUUUAUCCAGCUGCUGCCUGAUCCAUCCAGCGACUCUGUUCUGGUGCAGAAGCAGAUCUUUAAGAUCAUCUACGCCCUGUUUCAGUACAACCUCCCCCUGGAGCUCAUUAACAGACAGAACCUGACGGAGUGGAUGGAGAUCCUCAAGACUGUAGUGGACAGAGAUGUGCCUCCAGAGACCAUGCAAGCAGAUGAGGAAGAGAGGCCUGAGCUACCCUGGUGGAAGUGUAAGAAGUGGGCUCUUCACAUCUUGGCCAGGCUGUUUGAAAGGUAUGGAAGCCCUGGAAACACAACCAAAGAGUAUGCAGAAUUUGCUGAACUAUUCCUUAAAGGAUAUGCAGUCGCUGCACAACAGGUGCUGUUGAAAGUGUUGUAUCAGUACAAGGAGAAGCAAUACGUGGCCCCCAGGGUACUCCAGCAAACACUUAACUAUAUUAACCAGGGCAUCGCACACGCAGUCACCUGGAAGAACCUCAAACAACACAUCCAGGGCAUCAUUCAGGAUGUGGUUUUCCCACUCAUGUGUUACACAGACAGCGAUGAGGAGCUGUGGCAGGAGGACCCAUACGAGUACAUCCGCAUGAAGUUUGAUGUGUUCGAGGACUUCAUUUCCCCCACUACGGCGGCACAAACGCUGCUCUUCACUUCCUGCAACAAGAGGAAAGAGGUUCUGCAAAAGACGAUGGGCUUCUGCUACCAGAUCCUCACCGACCCUGCCUGUGACCCCAGGAAAAAGGACGGCGCCCUUCACAUGAUUGGGUCGCUAGCUGAAAUCCUGCUGAAGAAAAAGGUUUAUAAGGAUCAGAUGGAGUUUAUGCUGCAGAAUCACGUCUUCCCUCUGUUCCGCAGUGAACUGGGCUACAUGAGAGCUAGGGCCUGCUGGGUUUUGCAUUACUUCUGCGAGGUGAAGUUCAAGAGCGACCAGAACCUGCAGACGGCUCUGGAGCUGACCCGCCUGUGUCUCAUCAACGACAACGAGAUGCCCGUCAAGGUGGAGGCAGCCAUUGCCCUGCAGGUCCUCAUUAGCAACCAGGAGAAAGCCAAAGAGUACAUCACCCCCUUCAUUCGGCCCGUGAUGCAAGCACUGCUGCACAUCGUCCGGGAAACGGAGAAUGAUGACCUCACCAACGUUAUCCAGAAGAUGAUCUGUGAAUACAGCGAAGAGGUCACGCCCAUCGCCGUGGAGAUGACGCAGCAUUUGGCCAUGACAUUCAACCAGGUGAUCCAGACGGGCCCAGAAGAGGAAGGCGGAGACGACAAGGCGGUCACGGCCAUGGGCAUCCUCAACACCAUCGACACGUUGCUCAGUGUGGUGGAGGACCAUAAGGAGAUCACCCAGCAGUUGGAGGGUAUCUGCCUGCAGGUGAUUGGGACAGUCCUGCAACAACAUGUCCUUGAGUUCUACGAGGAGAUCCUGUCGUUGGCCCACAGCCUGACCUGCCAGCAGGUGUCGCCACAGAUGUGGCAGCUACUUCCGCUGGUGUACGAAGUCUUUCAGCAAGAUGGAUUCGACUACUUUACAGAUAUGAUGCCUCUGCUCCACAAUUACGUCACCGUGGACACCGACACCCUGCUAUCCGAUACCAAAUACCUUGAAAUCAUCUACGCUAUGUGCAAGAAGAUCCUGACGGGAGACCCCGGGGAGGACCCUGAGUGUCACGCCGCCAAGCUGCUGGAGGUCAUCAUCCUGCAGUGCAAAGGUCGAGGAAUUGAUCAGGUCGUGCCCUUGUUCGUGGCUGCCGCUCUGGAGCGUUUGACGCGGGAGGUGAAGACCAGCGAGCUGAGGACCAUGUGUCUGCAGGUGGCCAUCGCCGCGCUCUACUACAGCCCCCCUCUGCUCCUCAACACCCUGGAGAACCUCCGCUUCCCCAACAACACAGAGCCCAUCACCAACCACUUCAUCACCCAGUGGCUCAAAGACGUGGACUGCUUCCUCGGUCUCCAUGACCGGAAGAUGUGUGUGCUGGGGCUGUGUGCGCUGAUCGACCUGGACCAGCGACCCGUGGCCGUUAACCAGGUGGCCGGACAGCUCCUCCCUGCAGCCAUCCUGCUCUUCGUCGGCCUGAAGCGGGCCUACGCCUGCAGAGCGGAGCAUGAAAACGAGGACGAGGACGAUGAAGACGGCGAGGAUGACGAGGAGACGGCCGAGCUGGGCAGCGACGAGGACGACAUCGACGAGGAGGGCCAGGAGUACCUGGAGAUGCUGGCCAAGCAGGCGGGCGAGGACGGCGACGACGAGGACUGGGAGGAGGACGACGCCGAGGAGACGGCGUUGGAAGGCUACACCACAGCCGUGGAUGACGAGGACAACCUGGUGGACGAGUACCAGAUCUUCAAAACCAUCCUACAGAAUCUGCAGGCGAAGGACCCUGCGUGGUACCAGGCUCUCACGCAAGUCCUGGACGAGGAACAGGGCAAACACCUCCACGACAUCGGGACACUCGCCGACCAGAGACGGGCAGCACAUGGCAAGUGUCCCCCCCACCCCCACAAUGCAUGAAAUCCAAGAUGAUCGAGAAGCACGGAGGAUACAAGUUCACAGUGCCAGAGGUGCCAACUAACUUCAACUUUGGAGGCAGCGCUCCGGGAAUGAAUUGAGUCCACCCCCCGUCGUCUUUUUAUUACUCUGUGACUGAUUGUAGUGAAGUGAAAAAAAAAAAGCUUGUGUUGUUCCCUUCAAUAGCGGUCCCAGAACUGGUUCUUCUCAGUCAUUCUUCAAUCUCUGAAAUUGGAAAUAGCACCAGAAGAUGUGGGGGGGGG